AUGGAGUCCAACCUGAACGGCCAGCGCCCUUCAGGAGUCAGGGGUGAUGCAACGAACCGCAUUCAUUUCUCCAACGGGAGUUACUCCCACAGGGCCUGUCGGUUGCUAGGCAACGGCGCGACCCGCGCUGGCGCUGCACAGCAGAGACUCAGCCCCGGGCCGGCCGGGCCGGGUCGCGGUGGCUGGCGUCGAAGAAGGGGCUGCCGCCCGCCGGUGGUGGCCGGCUUCGGGAAAGAGGGAACAGUGCCCUCCAGACCGCACACGCGCUUCCAGAUAUUAGAAGAGGUACGGGAAGAAGUGGAUGCUAGGAGAAAACACUGGAAGGAGCAUAUGUUUACUCCUUUUUUUAGUGCACAAGAUGUUCUAGAAAUGGCUUCUCAGCCUGAAUCUUCUGAACAAACCCAAACUACUGUAGAGGUGACCAAGAGAACAGAAGGAAUUUACAAUAUGUCUGGCCGAAACUUUCAGGAAGAAAAUGCAUUUAAGAAGAAGGAAUAUAUUUCCCAACGCAAUGACAAAGAACAAGAACCAAAUUUAAGAGAGAGAAAGAUGAACAUGGCAAAGAGUCAAGUGGACACAACCAAUUCUGUCUCCUGCCAAUCUUCUGUUGUGGAUAUUGCAACAGAAGCAAGCUUUAACAGCACAGAAGAGCCCUCUACCUGGAAUACAAAGAAAUCACCAAGUCCACCACCACCGGACAAGAGGAAGAAAUUUACCGAAGGAAUGUCUCCAAAAGUUCGCCUGAAUAUUUUGAAUGAAGAACUAGAAGAACUUAAUAUGAAAUGCCGAAAGAUAGAAGAAGAAUUUGAAAGUGCUGAGAAGGAGCUUUUGAACUCCAAAAAGGAAGUACCCACAAAACCCCUAAAUUUCCAAGAAAAAGGGAAGGAUACUUCAAAGAGCGACUGGAAAAUGCAAGCGUUGAGAAAUGACCUAUCUGAAAAAUCAAGAAACGUAAAAUCCUUAACUGACGAGCUCCAGCAAGCCAAAGAAGUCAUCCAGAAGUUGGACCAAGAAAACAAAGACUUAAAAGACGCAGUUAGGAAGUUGAAACAUCAGACGGAGGUUGGAAAUACACUCCUAAAAGAAGAAAUGAAAUUGUAUUAUGAAGUAGAAAUAAAGAAGAUCCGCGGAGAGCUCAAUGCCAUCAAGAAUGAACUAAGAGCUGAGAAGUCCCUACAGGCGAGAAAUAACAGAGCCCUGGAAUUGCUUAGGAAACACUUCGCUUCAGUGGUAACGACAUCAAGUGCCUUUGACCCCUUUAGUGGGGAUUUUUUUUAA
Messenger RNA from Otolemur garnettii (small-eared galago), 1278 nucleotides. RefSeq names its product coiled-coil domain containing 160 (gene CCDC160). NCBI's taxonomy places the organism in Eukaryota, Metazoa, Chordata, Mammalia, Primates, Galagidae. The record is from RefSeq and is a predicted model, not a curated record. Bases 1 to 1278 code for a protein of 425 amino acids. The transcript has 3 exons.